Molecule: messenger RNA, 1905 nt
Organism: Callorhinus ursinus (northern fur seal)
Lineage: Eukaryota; Metazoa; Chordata; Mammalia; Carnivora; Otariidae
Gene: RAB4A
Product: RAB4A, member RAS oncogene family
Biological process (GO): Rab protein signal transduction
Molecular function (GO): GTP binding; GTPase activity
Source: RefSeq, a predicted model, not a curated record
CGCCUGCGCGGAGCCGGCAGUCCGGCAGGGCCGCAGCCGCGGGGUGGCCGGCGGUUGCCGUAGGCACCGCGGCCCCUCCCUCCUCCGGUCCCCUGCCCCACGCCGCUCCCACCGAGACGCGGAGGACGACCCCGACCCUCCCCUCCCGCCGGCCCGGCCCGAACUGCAGCCGGUGACCGGGCGAGAGGCGGUGCCGCUCCCAAGAUGUCGCAGACGGCCAUGUCCGAAACCUAUGAUUUUUUGUUUAAGUUCUUGGUUAUUGGAAAUGCAGGAACUGGCAAGUCUUGCUUGCUUCAUCAGUUUAUAGAAAAAAAAUUCAAAGAUGACUCAAAUCAUACAAUAGGAGUGGAAUUUGGUUCAAAGAUAAUAAAUGUUGGUGGUAAAUAUGUAAAGUUACAGAUAUGGGAUACAGCAGGCCAAGAACGAUUCAGGUCUGUGACGAGAAGUUAUUACAGAGGUGCCGCGGGAGCGCUCCUCGUCUAUGACAUCACCAGCCGAGAAACCUACAAUGCGCUUACUAAUUGGUUAACAGAUGCCAGAAUGCUAGCGAGUCAGAACAUUGUGAUCAUCCUCUGUGGGAACAAGAAGGACCUAGAUGCGGAUCGUGAAGUUACUUUCUUAGAAGCUUCCAGAUUUGCGCAAGAAAAUGAGCUGAUGUUUUUGGAAACAAGUGCACUAACGGGGGAGAAUGUGGAAGAGGCCUUUGUACAGUGUGCGAGAAAAAUACUUAACAAAAUUGAAUCAGGUGAGCUGGACCCAGAAAGAAUGGGCUCUGGUAUUCAGUAUGGGGAUGCUGCCUUGAGACAGCUGCGGUCACCACGUCGCGCACAGGCCCCAAGUGCUCAGGAAUGUGGCUGUUAGGAGCAGCGCCGGAGUGUACAGGUGUUCAUACAGCGGUAUUUGGGACACAAUUGUCGGACCUUGAAGAAGUUUUUUACCACCAUCUUUUUCUACUUUAUACAGAAGUAGAUAUUUGUGCGAAGAAAAAUAAUUCGGCGUGUUAUGUAAGCUCAUAGAUGUGGCACAGCAAAUCAUAUAAUAAUAAAUCUCAAUAAACGGACAGUACCAUUAGGUGUAUACAUGUAUGUAAGAAUUUUCUGUUUCAUAUUUCCCUUUCACUCUUGGUUCCAAUCCUGUGUGUUGUAGACAUCCUCUCGUGCGGUCUGUCUCCACAGCAUGGUAUCUGAUGUAGGAUAUGGUAGAAUGUUGCUCUAAAUGCAGUCUAAAAUUUUGUGUUUUUUGAUCAUACGAACUGAAAUCUGUCACUGGUGAGGUGUACUUUGAUCAUCAUGUCGGGUACCUUGCACAGUGCGUAUUAUUUAGGACCUGAUAGUCAAAGACUCUGGCAUUGAGGGCCAGUGCGGCGCUCACUUCAUGCCGUUUACCACAGUCCACAAAGUGUUUACGUAAUCCACCCUUGAAAUACGAGAUCAGUAGUUACUCACAUACGGAAAUGAAAAAUGGAGUUUUUCCAUGAACUUCACACUGUCCAGCACUCUGGUGAUUUUAAAGUAUCUUCAUCCAGAUCAAUUCAGGAAGCGUAGCCUGAGUACCUGCCGUGUUUUGGCCACUGUGAUCGGCACUAAGGAUUCUGUUGUCUUCACCCAGACUUACUAGGAAAUCGGUUCUGCUUUCAGCUCUUCGUAAAUGUGAUGGACGGUGUAAUUUGAGGCUGCUCACCUGUUUCUGGUUGCUCUAUCUGGUCUCCCUGCUGGAAAAUGUUGUUUGUUACUGUGCUUUUCCCGGGAUUCAGUGUAUGAUGUCACAGCCUCUUUUUUAAGUCUUUUAUUGUUUUGUGUUCAUUUUAAGGAAACCCACUAAACCAAGUUCAUAUUAAAGGAAUACCACUCAUUAAGAAAUUUCUGUAUCGCUUUCGCUGAAUACUUAAAUGCCUUACCACAGUUA